This is a messenger RNA of Schistosoma intercalatum, 1680 nucleotides long. Lineage: Eukaryota; Metazoa; Platyhelminthes; Trematoda; Strigeidida; Schistosomatidae. The record is from the annotation of a GenBank genome assembly.
AUGGUUGAUGAUGAUGAUGAUGAUGAUGAUGAUGAUGAUGAUGAUGAUGAUGAUGAUGAUGAUGAUGAUGAUGAUGAUGAUGAUGAUGAUGAUGAUGAUGAUGAUGAUGAUGAUGAUGAUGAUGAUGAUGAUGAUGAUGAUGAUGAUGAUGAUGAUGAUGAUGAUGAUGAUGAUGAUGAUGAUGAUGAUGAUGAUGAUGAUGAUGAUGAUGAUGAUGAUGAUGAUGAUGAUGAUGAUGAUGAUGAUGAUGAUGAUGAUGAUGAUGAUGAUGAUGAUGAUGAUGAUGAUGAUGAUGAUGAUGAUGAUGAUGAUGAUGAUGAUGAUGAUGAUGAUGAUGAUGAUGAUGAUGAUGAUGAUGAUGAUGAUGAUGAUGAUGAUGAUGAUGAUGAUGAUGAUGAUGAUGAUGAUGAUGAUGAUGAUGAUGAUGAUGAUGAUGAUGAUGAUGAUGCUGCUGCUGCAGCAGCAGCUCUUCAUCUUCAUCAAUCAUCAUCAUCAUCUGUCAUCAUCAUCAUCAUCAUCAUCAUCAUCAUCAUCAUCAUCAUCAUCAUCAUCAUCAUCAUCAUCAUCAUCAUCAUCAUCAUCAUUCAUCUUCAUCAUCAUCAUCAUCAUCAUCAUCAUCAUCAUCAUCAUCAUCAUCAUCAUCAUCAUCAUCAUCAUCAUCAUCAUCAUCAUCAUCAUCAUCAUCAUCAUCAUCAUCAUCAUCAUCAUCAUCAUCAUCAUCAUCAUCAUCAUCAUCAUCAUCAUCAUCAUCAUCAUCAUCAUCAUCAUCAUCAUCAUCAUCAUCAUCAUCAUCAUCAUCAUCAUCAUCAUCAUCAUCAUCAUCAUCAUCAUCAUCAUCAUCAUCAUCAUCAUCAUCAUCAUCAUCAUCAUCAUCAUCAUCAUCAUCAUCAUCAUCAUCAUCAUCAUCAUCAAAUCAUCAUCAUCAUCAUCAUCAUCCAAAUCAUCAUCAUCAUCAUCAUCAUCCAAUCAUCAUCAUCAUCAUCAUCAUCAUCAUCAUCAUCAUCAUCAUCAUCAUCAUCAUCAUCAUCAUCAUCAUCAUCAUCAUCAUCAUCAUCAUCAUCAUCAUCAUCAUCAUCAUCAUCAUCAUCAUCAUCAUCAUCAUCAUCAUCAUCAUCAUCAUCAUCAUCAUCAUCAUCAUCAUCAUCAUCAUCAUCAUCAUCAUCAUCAUCAUCAUCAUCAUCAUCAUCAUCAUCAUCAUCAUCAUCAUCAUCAUCAUCAUCAUCAUCAUCAUCAUCAUCAUCAUCAUCAUCAUCAUCAUCAUCAUCAUCAUCAUCAUCAUCAUCAUCAUCAUCAUCAUCAUCAUCAUCAUCAUCAUCAUCAUCAUCAUCAUCAUCAUCAUCAUCAUCAUCAUCAUCAUCAUCAUCAUCAUCAUCAUCAUCAUCAUCAUCAUCAUCAUCAUCAUCAUCAUCAUCAUCAUCAUCAUCAUCAUCAUCAUCAUCAUCAUCAUCAUCAUCAUCAUCAUCAUCAUCAUCAUCAUCAUCAUCAUCAUCAUCAUCAUCAUCAUCAUCAUCAUCAUCAUCAUCAUCAUCAUCAUCAUCAUCAUCAUCAUCAUCAUCAUCAUCAUCAUCAUCAUCAUCAUCAUCAUCAUCAUCAUCAUCAUCAUCAUCAUCAUCAUCAUCAUCAUCAUCAUCAUCAUCAUCAUCAUCAUCAUCAUCAUCAUCAUCAUCAUCAUCAUCAUAA